This is a messenger RNA of Penicillium paradoxum, 825 nucleotides long. RefSeq lists its product as uncharacterized. Bases 1 to 825 code for a protein of 274 amino acids. Lineage: Eukaryota; Fungi; Ascomycota; Eurotiomycetes; Eurotiales; Aspergillaceae. The record is from RefSeq and is a predicted model, not a curated record. The transcript has 3 exons.
AUGUCUACAACCGACCACCCGGAGCCGGGGGCCAACGCGAACGCCAAUCCCCAAAACCCGACCAUUGCAUCUCCGCAUGAUCAACAGUCCACAGCACCAACCACGGAGCUUCCUGCCCGACCAGACCCUGUCGCUGAUACGUCCAUUUCUUCCGCCCAGCCAUUCGAACAGACAGCCGCCGCGAACCAGACCCAGCUCCACCCCGCAACUGGCCCCAGUGGCGAAAGCGAGCCCGCCCCCGUGACAUCGCCAAGUACCACCACCACUUCUCAAACUGUUUCAGACAACGUACCUGCUGUCGUGCUGGGACAAACUAAUACACCGCCCUCAAUGGAUACCGACGAGCCAAAGACCGCGCCCGAAACCUCAACCGAGCACUCUGAUGAUGGCUCGGGGAAGGAAGUCGAGGAGGAUGCUGGUCCAUCAUUGGCGAUAACGCUGCUGUUGACGACUGGAUCGCGGCACCCCUUUACCAUCGAUGGUAAAUAUCUAAGAAAGCGAUCGGUCAAUGUUGAGAACUUUGAUCCGUUCCUGAUGAGUGUUUAUACUCUAAAAGAGCUGAUCUGGCGCGAAUGGCGAUCUGAUUGGGAAACUCGUCCCACAUCACCGAGCUCUAUUCGACUUAUCUCAUUCGGGAAGUUGUUGGAUGAUAAAUCGCCUAUUUCUGACUCCAGGUUCAGCAAAGACCACCCUAAUGUCGUACACAUGACUGUGAAGCCACAAGAAGUCGUCGAUGACGAAGAUGCCAAAGGAGCUAAGGCACAGUACAGCCGGGAGCGCGAAGCCAGCGAGCGCAGCCCUGGAUGUCGCUGUGUGAUCCUAUAA